Messenger RNA from Cryphonectria parasitica EP155, 582 nucleotides. RefSeq lists its product as uncharacterized. The annotation marks the transcript as partial. NCBI's taxonomy places the organism in Eukaryota, Fungi, Ascomycota, Sordariomycetes, Diaporthales, Cryphonectriaceae. The transcript has a single exon. The record is from RefSeq and is a predicted model, not a curated record.
GGCCUCGGCGCUGCGACGGCCAAGAUGUUGGCCAGCCGCAAGCCUGCCAAGAUCUACAUCACGGGGCGUAAGGAGUCUGCCGCAGAGCAGACCAUCGCAGAAGGCAAGGCCGCCGGCUGCACCGGCGAGUUUAUCCGCUGUGACCACACUGACCUAGCAUCCGUGAAGGAAGCUGCGGACAUCAUCCUGGCCAAAGAAUCACGUCUCGAUGUGCUCAUGGUGAAUGCCGGUAUCAUGGCUCUUCCGCCAGGCCUCACAAGCGACGGCUACGAGCUUCACUUCGGCAUUAACCACGUUGCACACGCCCUUCUAAUCCGCAAGCUGCUCCCCCUGAUGCAGAAGACAAGCAGAGAGCACGGCAAGGCUCGCAUCAUCCCCAUCUCGAGUCUGGCGAUUUUGCUCGCGCCACGGAGUCAUGGCAUUGUCUUUGACGACCUCAAGAUAACCCAGGCGUAUUGGAUCCUUGGGAACUGGCAACGUUAUGCGCAGAGCAAGCUUGCCAAUCUCCUGUAUGGACAGGAGCUGGCCACGCGAUACCCCGAGAUCACUACACUGGUGGUUGAUCCUUGUCAUCCCCGCUGA